This is a messenger RNA of Cetraspora pellucida, 342 nucleotides long. NCBI's taxonomy places the organism in Eukaryota, Fungi, Glomeromycota, Glomeromycetes, Diversisporales, Gigasporaceae. The record is from the annotation of a GenBank genome assembly.
AUGGGAUAUGAAAAUCAUAAAAUUAAUAACUUGUGUUUAAUAAAGCAUUACCUGCAACAAAUGAGUUGGGGGUCACACGUAGAAGCAUGUGACUUACCAUGUCUAAAAAGAAAGAAAGGUGUACCUUCAAAACAUGUUGUCUUGAAUGACCAGGAUAAACUUGAGAUUGUGAAGACUUGUCAUAAAGGGAUGGUGAAUGCGUAUGAGCCAGAGUCUGCAAGUAAGAGGGAUGAGGAUAGAGAAGGGUUAAUAAACAAGGAACAAAUGGAUGAAGGAGAGUAUAUUUCUUCAAAAGACAAUCUGGUUGGUAAGCAUAAUGAUAUUCAAAAUAUUGGAAAUUAG